This is a messenger RNA of Gavialis gangeticus (Gharial), 3087 nucleotides long. RefSeq names its product coiled-coil domain containing 60 (gene CCDC60). The record is from RefSeq and is a predicted model, not a curated record. The transcript is spliced from 17 exons. NCBI's taxonomy places the organism in Eukaryota, Metazoa, Chordata, Crocodylia, Gavialidae. The coding region runs from base 225 to 2459 and encodes 744 amino acids.
CCCCCGGCCCAGGCCUGUACACAUGCAGGCAGGAGCUGGGCCAGGCCCGUGCCAGGGGCACGCCGGGCCGCACAGCCUGGUCUAGGCCUGACCCGUGCCCUUGGCAGUGCUGCUCAGGGGAGACUCCUGUGUUGGGUUCGGCCCAGGGGCCAGGCUGCAGCCCCCUGUUGCGGCGCUGAGGGGCCCCGACCCGCCUGCAGCGGCAGGGAGAGGCCAAGGAGCCGAUGAACAGCAGGGGCAGGAUGCCCGGGAACAUGAAGACGCUGGACCCCCGUUAUUUUGUGCUCAUCAAGCCACUGCCCAGUCCCACACAGAAAGGAGUGAAGGUGCGGGCCAGGAGUAGCACCGUGUACCGGCGCUGGGAGCCCAAGCAGGAGGACGUGUUCUGGGAGAACUACCACCGACGGCACCAGCAGCUCACUCGGCAAGGGUACUGGACCCCCAGCUGGAAACCCUACCAGGAGCUUGGGGAAAUGCUCUACCUGGAACCAAAGAAACUCACCCUUUACUACUUGGGACAGCUCCCUCAGGAACCAACAAAAGAAGAUGUCUAUGUUCCUCAGGAAGAGAUGACUACUACAAAGGAUUCCCCCAAGCCAAAGUCUGCUCCACAGGAAAGUCUGAAGAAACCUGCUCCAUUCAAGCAACUAGAAAAGAAUCUGAGGACUCUCAGUAAAGAUCUUACUCAUACAAGGCAUUUGAUAAAUUCUGUGAAGCAGGGUCGGGGGUACUUCUACUUGCUUCACAAAGAAUCACUGGAGAGGAAGAAUGCACUAAAAGCAGCACAGGAGGAGCAACAGGCAAGAUGGGCAACUGAAUGCCAGCCACCCAGAUAUUCAUCUGAUGAGGAACACUCAGAUGAAGAGAGAAAUGAUUUCUUUUUAACAGAUGGUCCCUUGCUGAGGAAGGCAGUGAAGAAGAAAAUGAAGACGGUUGUACGACCUUUCACACCUGUCCAUAACAGCCUCUUGGUUCCAAACACCUCUGAAGCAGCCAUUGAACCCCUUUUUCGACAACUAUGCGCUUUACACUGGCUUUUGGAAGCUUUGACUCUUGAAACUAACUGCUCUAUAAAAUCUGUGUUAACCUGCUGGAAUCCAAAGGACCCUGGUGGCAGUAAAAGUACAUUAAAAAAAAUCAAUAAGGAAAAGACAGCAAGGUACAGAUGGGAGCACUUUAUCGUGGACACAAAGAAAUCCAGCCAGAAAGCACCACGUAUUCAGCUUAGCAGGAAGACAAACAAGCGAACAUCUGUCAUAAGCAUCUCUCGGCUUAGUGGUCCAUCAUCUUCCCACAGCCGAACACCUCCUGGCAGCACACCUUCCCUUGUCCCCAGCUCUGAAGACUAUGCCAAUGUGAACACAGCUCCCUCUGAUGGUACCAGAGAAUUUGAAGAUAGUGAGUCGAUGCAGAGUAAGCAAACCAGAGAAGAUGAAGAGCCUGUUAACUAUUACUUACAGAAGUUACUUCAGAUAAUACAUGAAGAUGUGGCAAAACAAUUUGAUGCAGAGGAUUUGUCUAAGAAGACUAGACUGCAAAGUGCACAACCGGCCUAUCAAAGGAAUGAAAGAGUUAGCGUAAGUGGAUUAAAGGACCAAGAGAACAUAACAUUUCUGGAACAGAGGCAUAAGAGUUCCCUGCAUGGGGCUCAGAAGGAUGACAAAGUAAACACAACAGCAGACCAAGACGGCAUAACAGCAGGGGACCAGAGGCCUAGAAGUUCACUCUCUGUGACUGUGAGAGAAGACAAAACAACCACAGCAACCUUUAAAGAAGAAGAGAGCACAAAGCACAUAAAGAGGACCAAAAGCCGCCAUGCCAGCUAUUUCAUUGAAAGCAAAUGUAAUUUGCAUGCUGAGAUGAGACAGAAGUUCUCAGCCAUAGCUGAAGAAGCAGCACUUUGUUUACAUGACAACCUGGAGAUACUUGAAAGGCGGCGGGAAGAGAAAUGUUCACAGAAAUACCAAGCUUUAAAAAGUAUCAAGUGUUUUGAAAGAGACCUAGAAAGAAUGAGACAAUCUGGAACAAGAGCUGAAAGAGAACAUGAUGAAGAUGAAUGCAACUGGUUUCUGAGUUUGAUAUCCAGACUGCCCAAUGCUGUGAAGAAUGACAGUCGCACACAGAAAAUCUUAAAGAAACUGGAAAAAUUUGGCAAGAACCCAGACUUAAGAAUCCGUCCCAGCACCUUUCUGAAGGUGCUGAGUGAUCUGCGUGUAUGGGAGCUGUGUUCUCCAGACAUCUCUGCAGCUGUGGAGAGCCACCAGGAGAAGCCGUGGUGGCAGAUGGCUCUGGUUGCCAACACAACCCCAUGGGAGAAGCCUUGGCCACAGGGACCACUCUUAUCCCCUCAGUUUGUGCGUGAAAAUAUUGUUCAGAUCCAAGAAGAAGUUUACAAAGGGUGGCUGCAGACUCAAGUCAAAAUCCCUAAAAGAAUGCAAAGUGCUCCACCUUUUUAUUGAAUGGUCAAAGAAGAUGGUUUCCUAACUACAAGAAGACAGUCUUGUUGCUUCAAGCAGGGAUCUGUUUGUAGCUGAAGUAUGCGUCAGUGAAAUUUGGAAGAAAGGCACCUUUGAAAAACAUACUGAUUGUGUAUGCCAUUUACACACUGAAAUGUGACUUCACAGAGCUGAUUUUUACUAUCAGGCAAGAUUUAUGCAGUGACCAACACAGAAUAGAAACUAAAAAUAGCUGCUCCUUUUCGGAUGACAUCAUGGAUCACCAAAACCUCAGUCUUAAGUUUCUAUUUAGAGUGAAGACAGAAACACUCAUCAGAUAGCAAUGGAGAACUGAGUGGCAAUAACACUUUUCCACCUUUUUCCCUUUGUCUAUAAUAUCACCUCCUGUUUUUGGUUUUCUAUCUGCUUAUUUGUUGUACUGCUCUGUCUUCCACAGUUUUGCUCCAUUACUUCUGCUUUCGAUAAUCCCCAGCAGGUCUGUUUGAAGCUUUAAACGGGAUGCUUUUUGUAUCAGAUUUUGUAUCUUAAUUGCUAAAAUGUUUGAUUUUUACAUUGUUUGUUCUAUAAGUUUUUUUUCCCUGAAUAUGGCUAAAGUUUUGCCUUAUUAAAACUGUUAUUCAAAUGUUCUGUA